Molecule: messenger RNA, 1068 nt
Organism: Eremothecium sinecaudum
Lineage: Eukaryota; Fungi; Ascomycota; Saccharomycetes; Saccharomycetales; Saccharomycetaceae
Gene: MET22
Product: 3'(2'),5'-bisphosphate nucleotidase
Exons: 1
Coding region: 1-1068 (355 amino acids)
Biological process (GO): sulfate assimilation
Molecular function (GO): 3'(2'),5'-bisphosphate nucleotidase activity
Source: RefSeq, a predicted model, not a curated record
AUGCCAUACCAACGUGAAUUGCUGUUCGCUACCGAAGCCGUCCGGAAAGCUUCUCUACUCACCAAAAAAAUCCAAAGAGCUAUGCUCCGCGACCAUGAAAGCCCACUUAUAAAGAAAGACCAUUCUCCUGUUACACUUGGUGAUUAUAGCGCGCAAGCUAUUAUAAUUAACGCAAUUAAGGUCAAUUUCCCACAAGAUGAAAUUAUUGCCGAGGAGGACACUACCGAUCUUCGUGACAGCUUUUUAGAAAGAAUACUAACUGAGCUAAGGACUGGUGAUGAUCUGUAUAAUAAGUUGGGACGUAAAGAUAUCGAAUUCACUAACUCCGACUACCCCCUAACUGACAUCAACGAUCUUCGUAAGAUUAUAGACUUAGGGAACAGCAAAGGAGGAGAAAAAGGCAGAUUCUGGAGUAUUGACCCCAUAGACGGAACGAAGGGGUUUGUCAGGGGCCAGCAGUUCGCUGUUUGUUUGGGUCUAAUUGUUGAUGGUUCUCCCGUAUUAGGUGUUAUCGGCUGUCCAAACUUGCGCUUCAGUGAGUUCGGCGACAAGGAUAUCACGGAAGACGACUCAGGUUACAUCUUUAAAGCUUUAUCUAACUGCGGUACUACCUAUUCUCCAACGUUAGCCGACGAUUGGCGCACUGCAAAAUGUAAUGUUGUUACAGAUACUUCUAAAAUGACGUCGCUGGAGAGCUAUGAAAAGUCACACUCUUCUCGCGAAACGCAGCAGCAGAUCAAAUCAAAGCUGCAAAUUACUAGGACGUUUUAUCUUGACUCACAGACAAAAUACUGCCUACUAGCCGCCGGCGUAGCCGAUCUUUAUUUACGGCUGCCCAAAAAUAACGGGUACCAGGAAAAAAUCUGGGACCACGCCCCAGGGUCAGUGAUCCUGCAUGAAGCUGGGGGCGUCGUUUCGGAUGCUUUAAGUGGCGACCAGCUGGACUUCUCGCGGGGCAGAUACCUCUACUCCAACGGAAUUGUUGCCAGCUGCGGUGGUCCCGCGCUGCACCGCCGUAUCGUGGAUGUUUCGUCGGACGCGAUGAAGUCGCUGACCAGGCCGCAGUGA